Messenger RNA from Sinocyclocheilus grahami, 6145 nucleotides. Its product is annotated as DNA-binding protein RFX7-like. The coding region runs from base 1153 to 5778 and encodes 1541 amino acids. NCBI's taxonomy places the organism in Eukaryota, Metazoa, Chordata, Actinopteri, Cypriniformes, Cyprinidae. The transcript is spliced from 10 exons. Gene Ontology annotation, molecular function: DNA-binding transcription factor activity, RNA polymerase II-specific; RNA polymerase II cis-regulatory region sequence-specific DNA binding. Gene Ontology annotation, biological process: regulation of transcription by RNA polymerase II. The record is from RefSeq and is a predicted model, not a curated record.
AACAGACUGCAAUAUACUAUACAUUGUAGGUAGAGUUAAUAACAGCACUGGAGUGAUAGUAGUGCAGAAGACAUGCUGGAGCCAUCAAACAAGUCGCUUUGAAUGUAAAAUCGGUCAUAAUAUAAGCAUGAUGUAGGAGAAUAUUUCCCAGCAGCAGGGUGCAGUGCUGUUAUUUGAGGUGCUGUAUUGUGCAUCACCAGCAGAGGGCAGUGUAGAAUUAUCUUGCUGUAUUCAGACUCAAAGUGGAGGUUUAAAGAGCUGGACUGCAAAGCGACCUCACUCAUGGCAGGAGCCAUAUUGAACUGCAAAUCUCAUUUUCACAACUUUACAAACUAUUAUCCCUCACAGGCUCGUUUUCAUUCCUUUCACAAAUCAAUAAAUAGACACGGCGUAUUAGCCUAAUAAUUCCAAUGCAAUAAAAGAAGGGCUUUUUCACAAUAGCUCUUUCAUUAUAUGGCACUAUGUUCUUGGUGCUUAUGGCUAAUGAUAAUCACUACCUCCUUCCCAAAUCCCUACAGUAACCUUUACACACUUUUAGAUUUUAAUGAAGAUGUUAUUAAGCCGUCUUCCUCCCAAAGGUUCCCACAGUGUAGGUGAUUUCAGCUUUUAAUUCAGUCAUGUUCAAAUCAAGUGAACUGAUGCUAUAAUAUGAGCAGGUUUUUGGACAUACAGCAGUCCCAGAUGUAAAUGCAUGAAAAUCUGUCUUCUAAAAAUCUAAAACCCAAACAACUACUGGCUAGCACUAAAAUGUUCCAUGUUAUACCAAUGCACUCUUCAGUACGCGUGUGUGCAGCAAAGCAGUGCAGUGUUCGGUCUUGACCUUUUGUACAGGUGAGUUAGGGUUAGGUUAAAACCGCUCAUUUCUGAAGCUGCCGUCUCUCCGGAGGUCGCUCGUGCGCAUGCGCAGUCUCCGCCUGCAGCUCGGUCCGUGGCGGCUGCUGCUGCUGUCUCUGUCCGCCGCUCCGAGAAGCUCCGUGUUUUUCCGCCGCGUUCUCGCCCGUCUAUGCGUCCGAAUCCGCCCGCGCUGCUCGGUCCGUGCUCCCGGUAAAAGGCUCGUCUCACCACGGCUCCGGGCGUUAUGCGCUCAAAUGCGGCCUACACGCUGAAGCUGUCCUCUUCCUCCUCCUCCUCCUCCUCCUCCUCCUCCCAUGCAUGAAUCUCACCGUGAUGGCUGAUGAUCAACAACAACAGCCCGGUGCUCCCGGAGCGUCCCUGCAGAGCCCCGAAGCGACGGCGCUGCAGUACAACAAGAUCAAGAACUCCAUUUGCAAAUCAGUCCAAUCAAAAGUGGAGAGUAUAUUGCAAGAUGUUGAGAAGUUUACAGAUAUCGAAAAGCUCUACCUCUACCUUAAGUUGCCUUCUGGUCCCAGUGGUGGCAAUGACAAAAGAACUGAAAAUCAGAGGGGCUCUGCAAGUCCUGCGAUAUGCGACCAGAAUUCCAUGUCGUCCAGCCGGACUCAACAGAUGUACGCCUUCAACUGGAUCCGAAAUCACUUGGAAGAGCACCCAGAAACCUCACUGCCAAAACAAGAGGUGUACGACGAAUACAAGAGUUAUUGCGACAAUCUGGGUUACCAUCCUUUAAGCGCAGCUGAUUUUGGAAAGAUCAUGAAAAACGUUUUUCCGAACAUGAAGGCACGCCGUUUGGGCAUGAGGGGGAAAUCAAAGUACUGCUACAGUGGGCUGAGAAAAAAAGCAUUUGUGCACGUGCCGUCACUCCCUAACCUGGACUUACACAAAUCAGGAGACGGGUGUGAGUUGUUGGACUCGACCGGACAGUCUCCCAGUGCUGAGGAUGAGAUGCGUUCUGCAGCUUGCGGUCUGGUCUGCGAAUGGGCUCAGAAGGUUUUGAGUCGCCAGUUUGACAAUGUGGACGAACUGGCACGCUUUCUUCUCAACAGUCACUAUAUAGGCACUAAGUCCAUGGCAGCUCUUACUGUUAUGACUGGAACCCCAACAGGUAUGAAAACCCCUACGCCUGCCUCUGCCUUUGUGCCAACCGGUGAAGCCAACUCAUUCCAGCCCCAAGUGAAGACCCUCCCUUCGCCUUCUGUAGACGCCAAACAGCAGCUGCAGCGGAAGAUUCAGAAGAAACAGCAGGAGCAGAAGCUCACCUCUCCUUUGCCCACUGAUGCCCAGGCCAGAAGGGCAGAGGCGGGCACACCCGGCCCUGGAUCCAGCCUGACCUCUGGAAGUCCUGCAAUACUGUCCCCUCAACCAACCAUAGGCAUUGUGGUCACUGCUGUUCCAAGUCCUAUCACAGUUCAGAGAAACCGGCAACUAAUGACCUCUCCAAGUCCUGUUGGGGCAGCAGAGGGAAAAGUUGUUCCUGUUAACUUCCAGGUCUUGACACAACCUGUUAAGCAGUCUCCAAAAACACCCCAAAAUUUCCCUGCCAGCCCAGUCGGUGACAGGUUGGCCAGACACCGAUAUGCUCAGAUUUUACCUAAACCCUCUGCUACAAGCGCCAUUGCACUUCGAUCGCCCCCAACACUCCUAAUCACCAACAGCCCCAUCAAGACGGUGAUGCCCACGCCCCAUGUUAGCUCUUUAAAUGUGGUCAAGAUGACUGCAAUUUCGUUAGCGCCUAGCAGUAGCAGUAGUAGCAGUAGUACUCCUACCCCGUUGCGACCUGCUUCGGCAGGUUUCAGUAGCACAGCUUCCCUGGAAGAAUCUUGCCAAAUCCAGCAAGUGCAGAAUGGGGCGUCGGUCAUGUCUCUCCAGUCAUCUGGGAAAGCUGGACGUCCCUCCACGACCCCAACUCCAUCAGCAUCCACUGUUACCAGUGAGAUAAAAGUGACAUUCGAAGCUGUGAAUGACAGUAACUCAGCUACUGCUGUUUAUAAACAAAUCACUGCAUCAGGGAACAGUACAGGACUUAAGAAUGAAAGAGCCACUAAAUUCAGGGCUUCCAGUGAACCCUCUUUUCUUAUUAAGGCGUCCCCUGUGCCUGAGAGAGUGACAAGGGCCAAGAGUGACUCUACAACCCCUUCAAGUACAAUCAUGGGGGCUCUUGCCCCAAGCAGCAAUAACAACAAUGAUCAACCAGAAAGUACUUUGUAUUUAACUGUAACUAGCCAGAAUGUAGAUGCUGAAUUGUCAUCCAUUUGUGCGAUGGCAACUGCAAGCACUUCUUCAAAAGAUGCUGGUCUCGGUCGAAAAAGCCCUCGAAAACGCUCUGCAUCUGUUUUGGAAACCCAUACAAUCCCAGUUAAAAGAGUAUUCAUUUCCCAGCAACCUUUGGAUGUUGGCUACAAUGCCAAGCCUGGUAUUGUAAUAGCAGCUAAGAAGAUUCAGAUAUCUGGCACUCCAGCAAGACCAGAGAGCGCUCCAUGCAAAGUUACACUAAAACAGAGUAGCUCUCUUCCAACUCAAAUCUUAGCUCUUUCUGACACUCCCAUUGGAGCCCUGGGCACCUCCCAGAUGGUUAAUCCUCAAUAUGAAGUUGCUGAUAUUAGCCCCAGUGAAACUGCUUCUGCUAAUAGCACAGCUUUACUGCAGCAAAUCCCAAGUCACCAACAAAUCAGCAGUGACAUUUGUCAGCAGGUAUCUACUGUAAGUGAACUCAAGAGUUCGCUGCAAGACCACUCGCAACAGAUGCAAGCAGAACACAAGCAGAUUGCCGCUAAUCCAUUAUCGUUGAUGGCCCAGGCAACUGAGACCACUAGUCAGCUCACUCUUCAGCAGGAAAUUGUUGAUUUUGCAGGAGCCCAAGCUAGUAUAGACUAUUUUCCCUUCAAUGAUGAUGAUAUGACCCAGGACAGUAUUGUAGAAGAGCUUGUACAGAUGGAGGAACAGAUGAAGCUGAAUAGCAGCUUGCAAUCCUACCUGAGCUGUGUUGAUAUAUCCCUACAAGGUCAAGCCACGGUUGGUCAAGGAACAAUCCUCUCGCCCCAUCAGACAAGUACACAGUUCUAUCAUUCGUCCCACAGUAGCGCCACGCCAAUCCACACGCCAACUCCGACGCCCACUCCAACACCAACACCUACACCAACUCCUACCUCCGAGAUGCUACCAGGGGGGCACAGCUUGACCAGAGAAAGCCCUUGUUCUCGAAUGGCACCUGUUACCCCAGUGGAUAGCAUCUUAGGCGGGCGCCAUACACCCAUCAGCACCCCACUGUCAAACUGCAGCAGCAGUGUUCCUCCAAGCCCCAUCGAAUGCCGCAAUCCCUUUGCAUUCACUCCAAUAAACUCCAGUAUAACUGGAUAUCAUGAUGGUAGCGUUGUGUCCAGCAGUCCAGUAAAACCCAUGCAAAGGCCAAUGGCCACCCACCCAGAUAAAGCCAAGCUGGAGUGGAUCAACAACAGGUACAACAGCACCGCAGGGUCUCCUGUUAUAUCCACCAAUGCUACCAUUGGUAUCCUGCCCAGUUAUCAGGAUCUGGUCGAGGACCACUUCCGUAAACCACACGCUUUUGCCAUCCCAGGUCAAUCUCUCCAGUCUCAGUCAAGGCAUCAGGACGGAAACUUGGGAAGGCUAACAACCAUUUCUCCAGUGCAACAAGGACAGCAAACCACCCUUAGUAGCAAGCAAGAAAGUUUUGCCGUCCCAGCUCCGUUGGACAACAAAGGGGCAGGAAGCACAUCUACAUCUGGAGGUGGAACCUUCCGGUGUCGCAGCGUUAGCCCAGCAGUUCGCCAGCGUAACCUUAGUGGCACCACUGCACAAACAGUCACCACCCCACGGUCUGUUGUUUCUCCCUUUAAUUGCCCCCUGACAUUUGAGGUUCUGAACAUUUUGUCCAACAACCAGUCUGGGGUCAGUGCCAGCAGCUUGGCCCAGAGGAGCCAAUCAGUUCCACUAAACAUCAUGAUGCAGUCUGAGCUGCUUCCCAUCAGUCACCAGGGGCAGCAAAGCAAUAGCGCUAAGAUCACCACCGUGCUCCUUAGCAAGAUGGACACGGAUGGAGACGAUGCAGUGCGAGGACUGGGUGUAAACAACCUGCCCGCCAAUUACACGGCACGGAUGAACUUAACCCAAAUCCUGGAGACGACACAGGGCUUCCCCGGAGGCCCCAACUCUCAGAACCAGCAGCUGCCUCUGGACUCAAGCCCUUCACCUUUUGACUUCCAGAAGACGGGUUACCUCAUAAGUGCGGGAGAGGAGCAAGUCACCUUCUGCAGUCGUGACAGUCAAGCACAAUCGGGCUCUGGACUGCAACAACCAGAAGAGCAGCUUCAGCUCCAGGAACUGCAGUUGGAGUUGCAAGACCAACAGCUACCACUCCAGAAUCAACAGCUGCAACUUCCAGAUCAGCAGUUACAACUCCGAGACCAACAGCUGCAACUUCAAGACACACAGUUGCAACUCCAGGACCAACAGUUACAGUUGCCGGACCCACAACAGUUACAAGAUGACCCAGAUCUCACCCAGCACCACUUGUUGGCCCAAACCUCGCAGCAGGUUGUGGAUCAGGUGCAGCAAGAGCAACUAGACUUCAACACUACUGUCAAGGAUCUCUUGGGGGAGGACAGCCUCAACCCCAGUUCGCAACUCAUCGGACAGGUGGCGUCAGAGCUCAGUGCUGUCGCCUCUGACUUUUCCAGCGAUAUCCGGUUGACUUCUGACCUUUCGAGUAGCAUUAACGACCUAAACACUUUGGACCCCAACUUGCUGUUUGACCCGAGUCAGCAGCAGGACCAAUUUGAAGACGCCACACUGGAAGAACUGAAGAACGAUCCUCUGUUUCAGCAGAUUUGCAGCGAUACUGUGAAUUCUGCUGGUUUUGAUUGGCUGGAGAAUAAAGACCAGCCAACCGUGGAAAUGUUGGGAUAAUAUUAUUUCCUGUUCUUUUACUGUUGAUGUUGCUGUCGUCUGUUGUCGUUUAUAUUUAUGGUUUCUGUUCAGCGUUUGUUUUUUGUAUUGCAACGUUUUGUGUAUCCUUUACGUACAAAAAUAUUGAAUGAUGUGUCUGUGCAGCAAAAAUCUGGACGCUUUGGACUGUCCAGUGUAAAGUGCCAGCCUGAGGUAAAUCUCUUACAGGCAUGUGCUUUAUCUGAAAUUUUUUUUUUACAAUGGUUUUGUUUGUAUUCCUGUUGUAUGAUUUCAUAGAUCAUUCCAGUCAUUUCUCCUCACUCAGAAGUAGGGCUGGGUAUCGUUCAAAAAAUGUAGAUACCGAUACCUUGACUUCGAUACCGGUUCC